Molecule: messenger RNA, 1226 nt
Organism: Diabrotica virgifera virgifera (western corn rootworm)
Lineage: Eukaryota; Metazoa; Arthropoda; Insecta; Coleoptera; Chrysomelidae
Product: protein mono-ADP-ribosyltransferase PARP12
Exons: 2
Coding region: 537-1133 (198 amino acids)
Molecular function (GO): NAD+ poly-ADP-ribosyltransferase activity
Source: RefSeq, a predicted model, not a curated record
UAGCCUCAACAGUAAAGUGUGCAACAAUAAUUAUUAGAUUCUAAGGUGAACCGUUGGGAAUAUCUAGGACAGUAAAGUAGCAGAUUAGGUUAAUUACAAAAUGCUGGUUAAUAAUAGAAUUAGGUGCAUUGUUCCUUUAAUAAAUAAAAAAUAUUGUUGAUCUCAGAUAUUACUUGUAAUCAUUAUUAGGUGCCCCAUAUUAUCUCAAACUAUCUUAUCAUAAACAAAAAUAUUGCGAUAGGAAACAAUACUGACAAAUCAAUGUAUUCAUUCGUCAUUUGUGUUUCUAGACAUAGGAAAUAUCCUCAAAAUUUUUGCUUCUAAAGAUAUUGACGAUGAUCUUUCCGAAAGUUCGAAGUCCGAAACAUCUAGCAUAUCAUCAGAUGAACUCCAAACAGAUAGUCCUGUAGAUUCAGUAAGUAAGAAAUUCACUGUGCAAGUACCGAAGUCAGAUAUUUUGGAACAAUUGAUAAACCACAGCGUCAAGGUACCAAUACCAAGGUCACAAUACCAUUUAUGAAUCGAAAGAACUGUCUAUGAAGAAUAAAGAAUAUCAAGAAAUAGCUAAACUUUUUAAGGACAAAAAUAAAAAAUUAUUUCAGAUUCACAAGAUAGAAAAAAUACACAAUCCGUAUCUGCUAGGACAAUAUGCUAUAAAGAAGAAACACUUAGAGAAACUGAGCAAAAAAAACAAAAGAAAAAUACCAAAGGACAUACGGUUAUUUCAUGGAACCGGUAAAGAUGAAAUGGAAAGUAUUUGUAAGACAAAUUUUGACUGGAGGCGCGCAGGUAUAAACAGUGGUCACAAGUUUGGGCAAGGCGUAUCAUUUUCAGCUACAGCGAACUAUGCUACAAAUUAUACUGAUGAUAAAGACGAGCUUAAGGUUAUAAUUGUGGCAAAAGCUUUGAUUGGAAAUACGUGUAUUGGAUAUGAUAAAAUGAUUAUACCAGAAGAGAAUUGCGACACUAGUUCAGAUAAAAAUGAGAACGUUUUUGUUAAAUAUGAUGAUGGAACCUUCUAUCCAGAAUAUAGGAUAUAUUAUAUGGGUAAUAAUCCUGACAAACUGAAUUAUUAUCAACAAAGAAAGAAGUCGAUAACUUUAAGAGACUUUAUCCUCGACAAGUUUGAGUAGAAAUAUAUAUUUAGUUGUUUCUUUGUUUUAAUAAAAAUUAAGAAGAUUUUUUUUCAUUAGCCUUCAAAAAAUAAACGAAAAUUUAAAAAAAGU